AUGUCUGAUGAGCAGGACAGGAGGAAAGUUCUUCAUAACACUGAACUACCACCACCUGCAGAAGAUGAUGUGGACGCUCUAUUAGCGUCGCUUGAAGAAGAAGAUGAUUCAGAGUACCGUGCCCAGAGGCUUGAAGAGCUUCGCAGUGCAAGUGAGGUGACCAAGCCGUCAACAACGACAUUUUCAACUACAAACAGAGCAUUCAUCACGCUGAAGAGCGAUGAUGAAACACUCAGUUUCACGACAGAGCAUGAGAGGGCGGUAGUACAUUUCUUCCACCCCGAAUUCGCCAGAUGCAGCACCAUGGACUCACAUUGUGAGCGAAUCGCAGAGACACAUGCGCAGCAGCAUGAAGCGGAUGUGUCAUUUGCCAGAAUCGAUGUCAAAAAUGCUCCGUUCGUGGUGGAAAAACUUGGAGUCAGGAUUUUGCCAUGUGUGAUUGGCUUUGUGAAGGGAGUCGCCAAAGGCAAAGUUACUGGCUUCGAAGGACUAUGCUGGGAUGGUAAAGAAGGGAGUCUCAAUGUCACUCGCGCUCUCGAGGAAGCGUUCGUCGAUUGGACCGUUUUGAAAAGGAAACUUGUCCGUGGGCACGAAGACGAGGACGACAGCGAGGACGAUAAUGCAAAGAGGACGCUUCAGAAGGGAGGUCGAGGUAUUCGCGAUCGCAGCAAAGCUACAGCGGAGGAUGAAGACGAUGACUGGGAUUGA
Exophiala bonariae is the source of this 708-nucleotide messenger RNA. RefSeq lists its product as uncharacterized. Lineage: Eukaryota; Fungi; Ascomycota; Eurotiomycetes; Chaetothyriales; Herpotrichiellaceae. The transcript has a single exon. The record is from RefSeq and is a predicted model, not a curated record. Bases 1 to 708 code for a protein of 235 amino acids. Gene Ontology annotation, cellular component: cytoplasm.